Rhizophagus irregularis DAOM 181602=DAOM 197198 is the source of this 210-nucleotide messenger RNA. RefSeq lists its product as uncharacterized. Gene Ontology annotation, biological process: neurogenesis. Gene Ontology annotation, cellular component: cytosol. Lineage: Eukaryota; Fungi; Glomeromycota; Glomeromycetes; Glomerales; Glomeraceae. Gene Ontology annotation, molecular function: protein binding. The record is from RefSeq and is a predicted model, not a curated record.
ACACAAAACUUACUUGAAAUUUUAGAUGAUGAAGUAUAUUAUGAUAUUGUCAUUGAAGUUGGUAAUGAACCUCAUGUAAAAUCCUUUCACGCUCAUAUGGUCAUCUUAUAUUAUCGUUCACCUUAUUUAAAAAGAAUUUUGUCAAUUAAUAAAAAGAAAGUUUAUGAUAAUUUGGUACAUAUUAGAUUACCUAAUAUUUCACCGGAAAUU